This is a messenger RNA of Amorphotheca resinae ATCC 22711, 3615 nucleotides long. RefSeq lists its product as hypothetical. Gene Ontology annotation, biological process: negative regulation of TOR signaling; regulation of cell cycle. The transcript is spliced from 3 exons. Bases 218 to 3370 code for a protein of 1050 amino acids. The record is from RefSeq and is a predicted model, not a curated record. NCBI's taxonomy places the organism in Eukaryota, Fungi, Ascomycota, Leotiomycetes, Helotiales, Amorphothecaceae. Gene Ontology annotation, cellular component: TSC1-TSC2 complex.
CGCCGGCGGAACUGCGAUACUCUCUCCCAAGACCCAAGACUGACGUGGGGGUGGAGGUAGACUGGGAGUUCCAUUGAUUGGUGUUGCCAUGCCAUCAGGGUUCCAGCCGCUGCCUAUGCAUCAGUCCAAUUUCAACCCCGCCGCGAGACGCCUCGAGACGUCGUAGGAGAUAAAAGCUUGAUUGGAAGAAAGACACGCUGCGCAGAUCUCAGGGAUAAUGUCGUCCGGGUCGUUGAAAGACCUCACCAAGGCGCUGACCACCUCGAUACCAACCAUCUCCUCCCCUCUCCCUGACGACCUCCUGCAGGUGAUAAACGCGUACCUCGAGAAACACGAUGCGCACGACGACUCAGAUUCGCAGCGCCUGCAGGAAGAGUUACUGUCCAUAUAUCAGACCCAUGUCCACGACAAAGCUUCCCGUCUUGCGCCCUUUCUCGCCGUUCUGCGCAUAUUAAGGCCAGCGAUUCGAGGUUCGCGCAGGUUGUUGCAAUGGUGGGAUAAGCUCUGCAUCCCGGUCUUGAACAAUUUGGGGGAGGAGAAGGGAUUGGCGACGGAAACGAAGAGUACCAUACUCGAGCUCCUAGUUUAUGAUGAGGAUGAAGAGGAGGGGGAGCUCUUGGAUGACGCGCGAGCGACUUCUUCUGCCAUAUUAGAGAAUCUGCUCGGCUUAUGGCUUGAGAAGUCUAAGGUUGCGUCCGCAGAGUUCGACAACGAUGCUCGAUUUACGGAGACUCAGAUUCAGACGAUCUUGUUAGCAUUUGGGAAGAAGAGACCUAAGGAUUUCCUCACGACUAUCGAUAAAUUUUUCGUCAAGAAAGAAAGCCGGAUUUUGGUCCUUAGUCUGGUUUGCGAGUUCAUCAGACAUCAGCCGCCGCACCUACACCAGUUGCUCCAGACGCCGCUGUUUGGCAAUCUGCUCAAAUGUCUACAAGUCGAUACAAGUACGAGGGUUAUCUCGUUGGCGAUGACCGCUCUCGUUAUGUUUUUACCGCAUAUACCCAGCUCUCUGACUCCACAUCUUCCGGCCCUAUUCAAUAUCUACAGUCGUAUGCUAUUUUGGGAUAAGGAAAGGAGGGCAUCGGCUGAGAUGGCAAUGGACGAAGAAAGAGAAAACGAAAAGGGGCCACCAUCUCCCGAAGGUCAAUGGGACAAACUCUCAUAUCUGUUGGAAUCGGAUGACGAGGUUGUCCCGGAGCUGCUACAUUAUUUCACAUUCUUAUACGGAUUGUACCCGCUCAAUUUCAUGAGCUAUAUCCGGAAGCCGCAGAGAUAUCUCAGACAUGCGAAUUUCCCGGGUGCUGAUGAACUGGACGUGGCUCCCACGGAGAUUCGUCAACGGUCUGAACCUUUCAGACAGGUUCACCUCCUGCAUCCGAAUUUCUUCAUGAUGACGAUCGAAUCAGAACUAACUGAUAACAAACGGUGGAUGGGCAGUGAAGCUGCCGAUGUCGUUGCUGAAUGCAUGGCUUUGUACAAUCCUGGAGAAGGGGGAAAUCCUAUGGCCAGCAGAUCAAUGUGUCCUGGCCAAAGUCUUGACGCCAAUACGGAUGUUCCUGAGCAGCCAUUGCUGGAGGGUGAUGCUAUAACUCCGUACCACUCUCGGCAUACAAGUUGGCGGCAUACUCAAUCUACUGCCGUCGCGUCACCAGAUGACUACUACCGUUCGUCUGGAAUCCCGCGCAAAGGGUCUCUAGCAAGCCAGUCCAUACCAUCUGUCGCCAAUUCUCCGUCUCUGCGACCAUCAGAUCGUCUCGACAGUCCAACUCUGCCACCUCACAUAGUUGGAUCUGCCGCUCAGAGCCCACGCCGUGAAGCGUUGCGUCCCCAAAAAUCACGGGGCAGCAUCUACCGAUCACCUACAAAUGAUAGCCUCGCAUCCCUCGCAUUAUCUCAGAACAACAACGACAAUUCCGUUCACGUAGAUGCCUACUUGCAAUCGCUCACCCGCGAUCCCGUACCUCGAUCUCCUUCCAUCCGUCCAACUCAAACAGAUUGCGAACUCAGAAUUGCCUACCUGCACCGUGAGAUCCAACUUCUACGCAACGACCUCAACUUUGAGCGGUACUUCAAACAACAGCACCUCUCUCACAUUGGGCAGCUCCGUCGCAAGCAAAUUCGUGAGGCGCGCGCGGAAGCCGAGACCCAGAAUCUGAUCAAUUCGAAUCGAGGAUUGAAGGCGAAAUUGGAAGAAGUGAAGAGUAAUCUAAUGAGGAUGAAGAAAGAAAACGAGAAAUCAAAACAGCAUAGCAGGAAGUGGGAGGUGGAUUUGGCGAGCAAGCUGAGGACGCUGAAAGAGGAGCAAAAGAAAUGGACGCAAGAGCGGGGAGAAAUACUAAAGGAGUUGGAGAAGUUAAGAGAGGAUAAUAAGAAUUUGAAGGACUUGGUCCUGGCGGCUGAGAAAAAGGAGUUGAGCAUGAGCCAGAAGAUACAAAACAUCGAGAUCAACCUGGAUGAAUUGGAACGCCUGAGGGCGGAGGUAGACAGGCUUAACCUGAGCUUGAGGACCUACGAAGCGAAAGAAGCCGAUACUCUGCAGGCGAAGGAGAAUGAAGAAGAGGCCCUUCGCAAGGUCGUACUCCUGGAAAUGCAGCUACGCGCCCGCGACGAGGAACUAAUGAAAUCACGAGCUGCAUUCGAGGAAGAGAUACAAGAAUUGCGGGAAAGGCAUGAACAGGCUCUAAACGGUGGCAUCGAUAUGGCUAGGCGAGAGAGGUUGGAGCAGUCAGUGCUUGAUUCAGCACUGGCUGCGUCGAGGCAGAGAGUAAACGAGGUCCAGAACGCCCAUAAUCACCUCCUGCGUCGAUACACGGAACUGCAGGACAAAUACCUGGAAUUGAAAGAGGCGAAUGACGAAACUUGGAGAGCGGACGAGCCUCUCCUGUCUGGUAAUGGUGGAAGGGGUGCAGGGUCCAGUAUGUAUCCCCAGCUGUUAGCAUCACCGAGCGAGGGUUCCAGCAGAGAUAGCGCGUCGGCGAUAGGAGAGGAUGCGGGGCCUAGCGCUGGGCCAAGCGACCGCGCUGCAAGACCGGCCAAACUAGAGGCUAGUGGUCGGUCUUCUCAAUCGACUACAGAGAGAUAUCCGGGCGGUGGCGAAUAUGGGAUGUUCAAUCCCUUUACUCCUCCCGGAGGCGGUAGGAGCAGCACGGAUGGCGAGAGUCUCGACAUGUAUGGGAACCCAAAGCAGAAGAUCAAACCGCAGAGUGAUAUCCGGGUCUAUGGUCGAGGCGGGGUCCAGAACAUAGGCAAGAAAGAUAAAGAAGGGAAGAAGGAGAAAGGGAAGGAGAAGGAACAUGGGGGUCCGGCAACGGAUGGCAAGAAAGAGAAGAAGGGCGGUCUAGGGAUUAGGGGGAUUCGCGCAUUCGAUUUCUAACUGGAGGGCCACCCUGGGAAUGCAAACCCCAGGAUGUUUAUGCGGGCGAUUGGCGCGCGUGCUUGGGAUAUAGGAUGCAAGGGUAUAUAUUAUGACAUGACGUUUGAGCGACUUCACAAGGUUGACUGCGGCUUCGGAACCGCAGGGCCUGGGAUGUACGAUAGUAAUUACUGCAAAAGGUUUGAGAGGCAUAUGAGAGGUAUGUAUGUACUCUGAAAUGAUCGGACCCUUUUUCCUCUUCUGAG